CCGCCAAAGCUUACUCUUGCGGUCUUGCCCCAACCUGAAACCGCCAAAAAAUUCCAUCGCAAGAACACAGCUAUCUGCUAAAAUGAUACCUUCCCUCCAAAAAUUCAUUACACACAAACGCUCAAAACGGAUCCCAAUUCUUUUUAUUCUUCAUUCCCUCCAUCCUGCGGGAAAAAAAAAAACAAACUUGAACUAUGGCUUCCCCAAAUCACCUUCUCUUCUUCCUUUCCGUCAUCUUCCUCACUCUCUGCAACAUCUUCGAAGCUCAACCCUUCAAUGGCUCCUUUACUUGCUCCACCGCUUCUCCGAUUCGCAGCUGCGAUUCCUAUCUAUACCAUCCUUCUCCUCCUCCUUCGAGAGGAUUCAAUUCCACGGACUUGAUAAACCAGGUUGCUUCCAUCUACUCUGUGAGCAACGACGACGUGGAACCCAUCACCCACGGCGGCGGCGGCAAACAACAAGGGUAUCUCGUCUCCGUCCCGUGCUUCUGUAGAGAGAACCAGAGCUACCCACAUGGCGGAUACUACUCCUAUGACACGGUUUACACCCUACGGCCAGGUGAUACACUCGGAAAUUCCUCAAACAUGGUUUCUGCAAAUGGAGAACCGAUUAAUGCCGGGGAUAUGAUCGGAAUCGCGCUCCUGUGCGGCUGCUCCGGGGACCAAGCCGUCGACAUUGUGACCUAUUCAGUUCAGAAAAACGACACAUUGGGGGGAAUUGCUGAGCUUUUGUCUGCAAAAGUAGAGGAGAUUGUGAGUUUAAACGAAGGGUUGAGUCAGCAGGCCUUGAGUUUGAUAGAUGAGGGAAAGGUGCUUUUUGUUCCCAGAAAGAAGCAGAGAAGAAGAAUGAAGCCAGGUCGCAAAAACCGCGUUGGGUUGAGCUUGGGAGUGUUGUCUGGAAUCAGCUUACUGUUGGUGAGCUCAUUGGGUUUCACCAUUCUGAAAAGAAGAAGAAUUGGUGGAGAGAAGCAAGAAGGAGCUCCGGGCAAGGAUGUGGAAGCAUGCAGAAGCACUUCAACAUUGUCGUUGCUGUCUUACUUCCAAAAGCAUGAUUUUGAAGAAGCGACAUUAGAAUCUGAGAAGCCUAGAGUAUACACCUUGAAGGAGAUCGAUAAGGCAACAAAUGGGUUUGAAGAGAGCAGGAUCAUUGGUGAAGGUGGCUAUGGAAGGGUGUAUUAUGGUCUUUUGAGAGGAAAGGAAGUUGCAAUCAAGCGGAUGAAAUCUAACAGAUUAAGCGAGUUCUUUGCAGAGCUGAAGGCGUUAUGCAAGGUCAAUCACAUCAAUGUGGUGGAGCUACUGGGAUAUGCAAGUGAAGAGGAAUUUAUGUACUUAGUGUAUGAGUAUCUCCCCAAUGGGUCACUCAACAACCAUCUCCAUGAUCCUCUAAGGAAGGGUCACGCAACUCUUUCAUGGACUGCUAGAGUACAGAUAGCAGUUGAUGCAGCGAGAGGGAUUGAGUACAUUCACGAUCACACCAAGGCUCGGUAUGUACACCGUGACAUCAAGACAGCCAACAUCCUGCUCGAUCAAGGACUCAGGGCUAAGGUAGUAGCGGAUUUUGGGCUGACGAUGUUAGCAGAGAGAUCGAUUGAAGAAGACUUUGUUGUGACUAGAUUGAUGGGAACACCGGGUUACAUGGCUCCAGAAUGUGUGCGUGAGCUCCAAAUAACUACCAAGACUGACGUGUUUGCGUUUGGAGUGGUGCUGGCAGAGCUCAUAACUGGGCGGAAUGCAGUAGUGCACGACCACCUGCAACCCUCGGGGAUGAAGUCACUGGCCAUGACUAUGGUUAAAAUCUUCCGAGAGCAACAUCCAGAGAUGGCUCUUGAAACCAUCAUAGAUAGUAAUCUGAGAAGAAGCAGCCUAUUGCAAGACGUACACAAGAUGGCGGAGGUUUCAAGAUGGUGUCUAAGCGAAGAUCCGUUGAGCCGACCGGAGAUGGGAGAGGUAGUGCAGAUGCUGAACCAGAUAUUGAUCUCUUCCGUGGAGUGGGAAGACUCACUUGGAGGAAGCAGUCAGGUUUUUUCUGCUAUGGACAUUGGACGUUGACCAACUAGGGCUUUGUAUAUGUCAGACUCAAGAGUCUCAAGCAAUACGCUUUGUUUGCAUAUAUCAGCAGCAAUACACUAGAUGUCAAACCGGGUACCUCGGAGAUCUAGUUGGACGACAUGCUGUUUUACUGGUUUUAUCGUACUUUCUUUGUCUCUUGCUUGUGAAGGUCUCUCACAAAUGUUUGUAGCUUGGAAGUUGGAAUAUCCUAAUUAAACCGUAGCAGCUAUGUUGUUGUAGCGUGGGUUGCAUCCUGUACAUUGCAUUCCAUAUAAAGAUCUCACUGCAAUCUGUUCCU
Molecule: messenger RNA, 2346 nt
Organism: Linum tenue
Lineage: Eukaryota; Viridiplantae; Streptophyta; Magnoliopsida; Malpighiales; Linaceae
Source: the annotation of a GenBank genome assembly